Gopherus flavomarginatus (Mexican gopher tortoise) is the source of this 6721-nucleotide messenger RNA. It is a transcript of the gene DNAJC14, whose product is annotated as DnaJ heat shock protein family (Hsp40) member C14. NCBI's taxonomy places the organism in Eukaryota, Metazoa, Chordata, Testudines, Testudinidae. Gene Ontology annotation, molecular function: dopamine receptor binding. The transcript is spliced from 7 exons. The record is from RefSeq and is a predicted model, not a curated record. Bases 138 to 2558 code for a protein of 806 amino acids.
CCCCGGAAGUAGAAGCCGCCGCGGUCACGGCGAGCGGAAGCCGGAAAUGCAGCGAGACGGGGGGGCCAGAGGAGGAGGCGGAGACUCCCCCCCGGGAUCAGGAUAAAGGCUACAAAAUGACAGCAGUAACUUAGCCCAUGCUGGUCCAGGAUGGCACUGGGGGCAAGGCAGUGGAGAAGCAAAUGUCUGGAGGAGGAGGGAUGUGUGAAACCAAACCAGAUAGUUCCUGCUGCCGGAGUGGCGAGUUCUCAGAGGGCAGGGGUGCACCAGGUGCCAGCCCUGGUGUGGAUAACAGACCCUUGUUCUCAAGUUUUGGAGAUCCGGGAAGCACUGGGCCUAACGGCAGCCAGUUCUUCCAAGAAUGCUGCAGUCCUGAAGGCCCAGAGCGUACAUCUCCGAGCCAGAGCUGGUCGAAACAGCUCCACGGAGCCACCAAAGGCUUGGAACCGAUGGAGGCUCAUGGGCCAGCUGCUGCUGGGACUCCUAACGUACGUGAGACACUGCUAGCCGAACCAUCAGCUGAGAGGCUAGGGAAGGUGGAGGAGGCCGGCCAUUCUUCCCAUCAGGACUUUCCAGAAGGCGGCGGGCAGAGGACUGCCUGCACCGCAGGGGAGGGUGUUGGUUGGAAUGGAAGCUGUGACCGAGUACCGCUGGGGCUGCUUGAAGAGGAUGGCUUGCACUUUUCUGAGUACAGUGCCCCUGGCUCCGGUCUGUCCAGUUCCUGUAGUUGUCAGGGGGAGAGUUUGGAUCCCUCCAGGACUUAUUUGGAAAAGGGGAACUGCUCGUGUAGCAUCACCUGCCAGCGCUGGGCUUCAGAGUUCCCUGGAGCCGAGGAUGAAGCCUUUGGUCCUGAUUCAGCGCCAUCACUGCAGGGCCAGGAGGAAGACGAGGAAGAUGACGGCGUGUCCAAGGCCAGCGAGGACCCUUUCGACUCUGGCAGGGUGCUCAGCGGCAGGAAGAAUGGGAGACGCCAGAGGCACCGCUCUAGCAUGAAGGACGAGGAGGGGAAGGAGAAUGCCAAGCGGGAGGGUAGAUCUGCGCCGGCUGGCGGGAAGCACAAGCAGGCCAGGAAGAGGAGCCAUGCGGACCGGCAGCGCCACCUAAAAGCGGAGGUCCCCAAGCAGCUGGAGGAGCUGGCCUGGGUCUGCGUCUCCUGUUUCAAGAAGCUCAUCAAGCUGGUGCUGGUCAUCACCCAUGAGUGUGGCGAGUAUGUGGAAGCUGGUGGGAGGGUCCUGUACUCCUGCUGCCAGCUCGACGCCUGGGACCUGGGCUCCGCCCAAGCCAGCAUGAGGACGUGGAGCCAGCGGGCCAAAGGCAGCUUGGGGAAGGCGGCCCGGUGGCUGGGUUCCUGGGGGAACUGGCUGUGGCGGCUGCUCAAGAUGCUGGGUGCCCUGCUCUUUCUGGUGCUCAUGCUGCUCCUAGGCAGCCUGCGGCUGUGCUGGCGAGUCUCCAAGUCCCUGCUCCUUGCUGGGGCAGCUAAGCUGGGCAGAACCAGCAGCGUGGCCCGGCUCCUCUCGCUCCUGGACUCUCCCUUCCUCCGCAGAACAUGGGCUCUCUUCAGAGAAACCAGGACUUGCAAGUACGUGUCCCACUUGCUGCAAAAGUGGAGAGGGCUGCUUGGGGCAUCCAAAGGACUAAGGACCGAUGGACUGGGAGAGGCUGUGGCUGGCCCUGAUCCUGGCAUGGGGGGGCGCUACCAGCCCAGCGAGGAGGUGGCACGGCUGCUAGCCCUGGCCGACGUGCCUGAGGAAGAGCUGAACCCCUUUCAGGUGCUGGGGCUGGAGGUGACUGCUUCAGACACGGAGCUGAAGAAGGCCUAUCGUCAGCUGGCCGUGCUGGUUCAUCCUGACAAGAACAAGCAUCCGCGGGCGGAGGAAGCCUUCAAGGUGCUGCGAGCCGCCUGGGACAUCGUGAGCAACCCAGAGAAGAGGAAAGAGUACGAGAUCAAGCGGAUGGCGGAGAGCGAGCUGACCAGGUCCAUGACUGAGUUCCUCACCAAGCUGCGGGAAGACCUGAAGGAGGCCAUGAACACCAUGAUGUGCAGCAAGUGCCAGGGAAAGCACAAGAGGUUCGAGAUGGACCGAGAUCCGCUCAGCGCUCGCUACUGUGCGGAGUGUGGCAAGCUGCACCCUGCCAAGGAGGGAGACUUCUGGGCCGAAUCGAGCAUGCUGGGAUUGAAAAUCACCUACUUCGCCCUGAUGGAUGGGAAAGUCUAUGACAUCACAGAGUGGGCUGGCUGCCAGCGGGUUGGGAUCUCUCCUGACACCCAUCGCGUCCCGUAUCACAUAUCGUUUCGCUCACAGAGCUCUGGCUCAGGAGGACGCCAGAGAACUGCCUCUGAAGGCAGCCCUGCCUCGGCUGCAGACCUGCAGGACUUCUUCAACUGCGUAUUUCAGGGGACCCCAGGGCAGAUGCCCAAUGGGGGCUUCUUCAGGCCACCCCAAGCCCCCCAGGCAGCAGCUCCUUCUGCUUCUGCCCCGAAGACAGAGAGUGCAGCCCCAAAAGGGGACUCGAAGCAGAAAAGGCGGAAGAAAGUUCGCCGUCCCUUCCAGCGCUGAGGAGCGGCGUGGCCCGUGGGGGCUGCUUUGAACUCGGCCUGGCAGGAGGCCACAAGCACUAACAGGAAAAGCUCCUGUGUACGUUCCAGCAGACAGCUGAGCGCGUCCCAGGUGCGAGGUCGGACACUAAAAGGGCUCUUUACAAGAAGAAGAAUCUAUUUUUUUUUUCUUUAGAUAUUUAAAAGUAACCAGGCGUUCAGGGAAUUUCUGGCUGACGCCAUUAACUUCUAGUGUAAAGAACCAGACCCAGUGAUACCAAAGAACUCCAGCGGGGGGUGCCCUGCAGGAUCCCUAGAGACACCAGUCCCGUGUGUGUGGAAGGAUGGUCUCUCUGCUGGGGCGGGGUGGGGGAAGCUGGACAGAGCCAUGGAAUCUCUUCAGGGUUAAUUAAAAAUCAGGGAAUUGUUUCAUUUCUGUUAAGGCCACAUGUGAGAUAUAUAGGGAGGCAGCCAUGUCCCUUCCAUCCACCUGCCCCCUGCCUCUCAUGUGUGGCUCCCCUUCAUUCCCUGCCCAUUGAAGUCUGCGUCUCACAACCCUCUGAGAGCUGGGGGGAGCUUAACUCGUCAGACACAGCGCGUGAGCAGCAUCCCUUAGAACUGAGUCGCGAUUUGGCCUCCUAAAGCUUCUGCAGCAGAGCGGAUUCUUGUCCCUGCAGCUCAUCGCCCCAGAAGAGCCAUGCUAGGCAUUAAAGCCUGGUGCUGGAGGGCAGCUUGCUCAGCUCACAGCUGUCUGGAGAAGGCUCCUAGGGAGCAGCCCGGCCUUGGCCCUGGGAGCCAAGUCUAACUCUUGCACUGUGUUCUCCAUACCUGCUGCUGGAGCCAGGGCAUCUGGCAGUGCUCUCAGCGGAGCGGGUGGGGAAGCCUGUUUCCCCAGAGAUGAAAUGAGGUGGGAGGCGGCGCUCCCUUCCCACUGCACUGGUAGCACAGGCUGGCCCUUAGCUUCAUGCUUAUCCCCCAUCUGAUUUUUGUUGCUGAUUUUCCCCUCGGCCCUGCUUUCCUGCCCGCUGGGCUCUGCCACAGGCCUGGGAGAGCGGGUCCUCAGCAGGUGUCUCUGGGAGCUCAGUUGAGAGAUGCUGUCUUCGAGUCUCCUGAUCUGUGCAGCCAGUAUUGAAUUUACCAUUUGCACACACGGGGACCAGACUUUCCAAGGGAGCAAAUCAAGUUUGUAAGCCCAGCCCCAAUCCAUCAAAAACCUGGUCUGCUUCUGCUGGGCCCUGCAAGCUCCUGUGCUCCCGGCAGUUAGACGGGUCUGGAACUGUCCAGCCUCUUCCUGAAGGAUUGGUCUUGGGUUUUAACAGCUGGUUCCUCUUUGUCCAUGUCUCUAGUAUGUGCAUAGCCCGUGCGAUAAAUAUAGCCCAGUCCCUGACAGCAGAGGGGGGAGUGCUCCCCCCCUUCCCGGGGCAGUGUCAGUCAGUUCCGUGUAUUACACCUCGGCUUUCGGUUGGCACUUUCUGUAACCUCCUUCAGUUUGCUCUGCUGGUCGCUAACACACACCCAGCUCAGAGAGCUGCUGCUGAAUUACUUGGACCCCAGCUGGAGUAAAGCUGAUUUUUAAGUUGUGCCAGGAAAUAGCUCAUUUGACUUGUCAGGUUGUCUUUGACAUUCCACUGCUGAAUUUCCAAAAUGAAUGGGAUUUAGGGUAGGGCCUACACAAACAAUUGUGGGUGUGAGCAGAAAGCUGUGCUUUAGGAUUACACUCACCAGUGUAAUCCUCUCUUGAAUAAUUACCCAUCCGCCUGCAAACUCAACCCCAGUAGGUUUACGUAGGCGUAUUCUCUUCACACCCAGCUUGUGUAUAGACACCACAGUGCAGGUGUGGAAAAGGGAGGCCUGGUCCCUGCUAAAGCUGGAUUUUGGGCUGGUGGAAGAAAACCAGGACGGUACCUCAGGCCACACUGAAUCUUAGUUUGUGCUGCCUUGGUCUGUUAACUAAUGCGUGGCCUGGCUGCACUGGACAGGAGGGGUGAGGUCAGGUAAUUCCUCAUCACCUUCCUUCUAAGGCUGAGACUAAGCUCUUUAAAACAAACCCUCCCAGCUCAGCCUUCCUCUAGGAGCUUUGUUAACUUGGCUGGCUUCUCUGUCAGACUGUUUCUCCCCCAGGUGUCACUUACCUGCAAACCCUGCUUCCUCCUCCCAGAGGGAACUGUGGGCAGCAGGGCUGAACGAUGCGGGGACCAGGGCUGCAGAGCUCUUUGCCUCUGGCUACCUGGUUCUAAGGGCAGCUGAGCUGGGAGUGAGUCUCAGCAUCAGAUGGUUAUUGGGGGGCCUUAUGUGAAACGAAUCAAGGGUCUUUAGCCUGUUCCUUGCAGAUGUGCAUCCAUCUCCCUAAAAGUUCCAGCUACGGGGGUGCAAAUGGGGGGUCCUCGAAGAGGGCAGCAUGAUUGUAUGCAGGACCGCAGGGUCUGACCAGACCCCUGAGGAGGUGCAAGCUGUGCUCCCUCGGGGGGGCAGCUUGGACUGUUUCUACCAGGGCUUUACCCGGGCUGCAGAGAGGUGGCCCAUAUCUGGCACCCUAUCCACUCGCUCCUGAGCUCAGUAGGCAGACGUUAGCUCUAGCUUUGAAGUUGGUGGGAGGAGGAAGCACUGUUUUAACACGGGGCCAGUCACAGUCAUUGGUGCAUAAUGGAUGAGUGGACAAUGUAAAGCCGGGCAUCCAACUGCUCAUUUAGAAGGGCCAGGAAGGGACCUAAGCGUAAGAACAGCCAUACUGGGUCAGACCAAUAGUCCUGCUAGCCCAGUGUCCUGGCUUCAGCUAGUGGCAGGUGUCAAGUGUUUCUGAGGGAGUGAACAGAACAGGGCAAUCACUGAGAGAUCCAGCCUGUCUUCCAAUUCCAGGAUCUGGCAGUCAGAGGUUUAAGGACACCCAGAGAAUGGGGCUGUGUCUCUGCUCAUCUUGGCUAACAGCCAUUGAUGGACCUCUCCCCUGGGAACUUAACUAAUUCUUUUUUUGAACCCAGUUAUAGUCUCGGCCUUCACCACAUCCCCUGGCAAGGAGUUCCACAGGUUGACUGGGCGUUGUGGGAUCCAUUGUUGGGUUUUAAACCUGCUGCCUAUUAAUUUUAUUGGGUGUUGCCUGGUUGGUUGAUUAUGAGAAGGGGUAAAUAACACUUACUUUCUUCACACCAGUCAUGACUUUAUAGACCUCUCUCAUAUUCCCCCCUCUCCCAUCUCUUUUCCAAGCUGAGCUGUCCCAGUCGCUUUUCAUCUCUCCUCACCUGGAAGCUCUUCCCAAGGGAGAUCCACCUUGAGCUCUAACACAUGGGCUGCUGGGGAUUUGCUCUCUAGUUCUCAGCUGCAAAGGACACGUUGGCUGGUAGUGCCUCUGGGACCCCAAAAUGUGCAUUAAGGGGCCUUGGAAACAUACCAGGAGGGCACAACUCAUCCAGUAACGUUCUGGCUGCCGUCACAGGGGGCAGCUCAAGAACUGUAACGUCCUCGUGGGCUGUAUGCGUGUGGCUUCUUGUUGGCUCCUCUUGGACAGCUGCCACAGCCACCUUGCUGCUCCUUAUCCCUUCACGUUAAGGGGGAGUUUCUCUAUGGCUGGGCUGCCAGCUUCCUUAGCUUGCCUUUUCAUCGUGAGUGCAUACAGCAAAGCUUGUUGCAUUUGGCAGAUGCCAGAGCCUCUCUUUCGCUGGGGCCUCCCUCCCUGUUCACUGAAAGCCAGAGGCUCACUGCUGCAGCUUUGAGCUGAGCAUGCACCGAGCACAGGAGAGCAGCCACGUCCAAGGACACCUACCAGCUUGUUCUGUUCUUUCUCCCCUGAGCUUGUGUGGCUUCUGCAGCUCUGCUGCCGGGGCUGCCUAACUCAGUUCACAGCGGAGGCGGCAGAAACUGAGUGAUAGGCAUGUUCCCUCUCUGCCCUGCCUCAGAGCGCCUGUCGAUGUGCCUCUGCAGCUUCUCUGCACUAGUGGAGCUUUGGGGAAGCUGCAUCUGCUUGGGCUGCUGCAGAGCAGAGCUGCCUUAAGAUGCUUACAGAUGUUUUGCAGAAAAGUCAAUCUUGGACAAUCAAUCCCUCUUCCUGACCUGUAUUGUCAUGCAAGUGUUUGAUGCCGGGUGCAGUCACGGUUCAGCUCCUGUGUCUCGAGGGCUGAGCACGGAGGUUUUUAAGGUGAUUGUGUAUCUCUUUCUUAUCACUUUUGUUAAAUUAAAAUAUGAUUUGAAGAA